Messenger RNA from Dunckerocampus dactyliophorus (ringed pipefish), 6044 nucleotides. It is a transcript of the gene mtpap, whose product is annotated as mitochondrial poly(A) polymerase. Gene Ontology annotation, cellular component: mitochondrion. The record is from RefSeq and is a predicted model, not a curated record. Gene Ontology annotation, molecular function: poly(A) RNA polymerase activity; nucleic acid binding. The coding region runs from base 10 to 1719 and encodes 569 amino acids. The transcript is spliced from 9 exons. NCBI's taxonomy places the organism in Eukaryota, Metazoa, Chordata, Actinopteri, Syngnathiformes, Syngnathidae.
ACAGCAACAAUGGCGUCCUCCUUUGCGGCGCACAGGUUACAUAUGAGUGGAAGGGGCGACCUCUUGAAGCGUCUGAAAAAUGUAGACGCUUUUUUUCGCAGCAGAGUUGGAACAAGUGCUGUUCCAGCCCGGGAAGAAGCACCAAGGAAAGAUCAAAAUGAGGAAAAGGAUGGAUGUCUGUCUUUUUAUGCUGUGCAGGCGCAACGACAAGAGCAGGCGGAAAGAUCUGUUCUCAUCAACUGCCCUCCCAAAACCAAUGAGAAAAAGAUUAUCAAGUUUUUAUCGAGACAUGGCAGUAUUAAAAAGUACUUUACAUAUGAAAGCUACGGCAUGUAUGCAGUGGUGGAGUUUGCUACCCGAGAAAGUGUCGCCUCGUUACUUGAAGGAGCCAGCAUCCCCAAUAACAGCCACGAAUGCAUGGUGCCGUAUAAAUCAAGACUAUUGGCGCUAAGAAGUCUUGGUCCGGCAGAAGUGACCGUUCCGCAGUCGAGUCAACAGAACCACCCGCAAACCACCAUUCCUAUUAACGAGCUUAUCCACAGACUUUCCCUCGAGGAUAGUAUAGACCGGCAGAUCAUGUGCUUGACGGACGCCUACCAACUCACCGAGGAGAACAGCCGACUGCGUUUCCUGGUGUGCUCUCUGCUCAAAGACAUCGCCGCUGCUUAUUUCCCGGAAUGCUCCAUUAAACCGUUUGGCUCGUCAGUGAAUGGCUUUGGAAAGCUGGGCUGCGAUCUGGAUAUGUUCCUGGACCUAGACAACAUCAGCGGAAGGAAUUUAAAGACGCCAAAAUCCGCCUUGACCUUGGAGUACCAGAUGAAGCAGGCCAACUCGGAGCGGGCCGCCACGCAGAGCAUCCUCUCCGUCAUCGGCGAAUGUGUGGACCAGUUUGGACCCGGCUGCAUUGGCGUGCAGAAAAUCCUGAACGCCCGAUGCCCUCUGGUUCGUUUUGCGCAUCAGCCGUCUGGCUUCCAGUGUGACCUGACCGCCAACAACAGGGUGGCGAUGAAGAGCUCAGAGCUGCUCUACCUUUACGGCCAAUUGGACCCUCGGGUGCGCCAGCUGGUGUUCGCCAUACGCUGCUGGGCCCGAGCUCACGGCGUGACCAGCAACAUCCCCGGGGCCUGGAUCACCAACUUCUCCCUCACUGUCAUGGUGCUGUUCUUCCUGCAGGGGAGGAGCCCGCCCAUCAUCCCCACCCUGGACCACCUACGGGAGCUGGCAGGUGCCGACGACAGGAGCGUGAUCGAGGGGAACGACUGCACAUUUAUGAGCGACUUUGACAAGAUCCAGCUCCAGAGCAACACGGAGACGCUGGAGCAACUGCUGUGUGAAUUCUUUGACUUCUACGCCACCUUUGCGUUCAGUAAGAAGUCGAUAAAUAUCAGAAAGGGCAAAGAGCAGAACAAGCCAGAGGUGGCCCCGCUGCACAUCCAGAACCCGUUUGAAACCGCACUCAAUGUCAGCAAGAACGUCAAUGGCACACAGCUGGAACGAUUCGUGGCUCUGUGUCAGGAGAGCUCCUGGCUGCUCCAGCAGAGAGACAUCCGCGCGCCCAAAGGGGGCAGCACCCCCACACCUUGGGGACUGGCAACCCUCCUCUUGCCCUUACAGGUCGCAGGGGUCAAAAGCCGGAAGAAGAGGAAAAGGGAGCCUGCUAGUGAGAGGAUCAAGAGUUUGCUAGAAUCCCUCAAGGCUCAAAACCAGCUAAAGACCUAACACCUCCUGGGAAAAGAACUUCGUUUUUUUCAUCUUAAAUUUUGCACACCUACAUAUCUCACAAUAAAGGAGGGGAGCCUUCUGUAACAGGAUGUAGUUCUUGAUAUGACCACUAGAGGGUAUAACAGAGGCUUGUAUGAACCUGUCGUUAGGCAGUGUGAAGUGUAUGCUACUACAGCAGGCUCGUAACCAGAUAUUUUUCAGGGGCGUUCAAAAAUCUGAGUGAACGGACCUUUCGCGAGGGAGCGAAGCGACCGACGGGGGGAGCGAAGCGGACCUUUGGUCGCCCGCGGGGGGGUUCCUUCGAACCCCCCCUGGUAACGGGCCUGUAGAGCUAAUUAUAUACUACUGAAAUAUGCACCUCCGACGCGACAAACUUCAUAUGCAUUUCAAAAUCAGUGUUUACGGACUCUACAACAAGAUCACCAAGGUAAUAAACAUUGUAAUUGUGAUAAUUAUUUCUUGACUGCAAACCUGAAUUAUACGGCGGACUACUACUAAUGCAUCAUAACCAACCGAGGGACUUUAUGCUUUUUUUUAAAAAAAAAAAGGCAUAUAUCUUCAGUUUCAAGACCGACUGAAGGGGUACGUUUUUCGGCGCGAUGGUGGUAUAGUGGUGAGCAUAGCUGCCUUCCAAGCAGUUGACCCGGGUUCGAUUCCCGGCCAUCGCAGUUGUUGUUUUUUUUGUUUUGUUUUUUUAAAUAAAUAUUGCCUGUCAUGUGCGGCUGUUAUUAGCAGUAGGUAAAUACAGUAAUUGAUCAGUGCAUGGUAGUACUUUUGAUUAUUCCAUCAUUCUACGCCAGGGCUGUCUUAAGUGCUGCAUGGGAACAUUGUAGGAAUAAAAUAAAAAGCAGCACACAUGGAAACGAGAGAGCAAGACGAUGUUAAUGCUGGCAACUAAUAGGACAAUGCUAUUUUGUAUUAAAAAUUCCUUAUAUAUAGACAACAAAAUUGAUCAUUUAACUGCAAAAUCAAAGUAGGUUGAUUUUUUUCAAAAAGAUAUAUACAUAUUUGUAAUAAACAAUAUGAUAAUGUAAUAAUGAAUAAAAAUGUUUUUUUAAAUAAAUUAACAGAAAAGUAUUUUGAUAUUUUUAUUAAUUUGUAAACAUUUUGAAAAGGAAAUUAUAUAUACUGUACAUGUUUGUUUUUUAAUAUAUGUAUAUACACGCACAUGUUUUUCAAAAUAAAGAAAUACAUAAAACUACGAUAGAAAUGACAUAUUUUGUAAUUUAGAAAAAAAAUAGAUUUUCAAAUAAAAAAAUACAUAAAAAUAUCAAACUGCUAAGAUUUUUCAAUGAAUUUAUACAUUUAAAAGACAACAUUUAUGAUAUAUAAACGUUGUAUAUACUGUAUUUUUCUUUCAAAAUAAAUAUAAUACAAAAAUAUCAAACUACUUUGAUUUUUCAGUUUUCACACCUUGAAGGACACGUACGACCAUGUGCUCCGUGAUUUAUUUCAUCUUAACUUUACCAGGUAAGAUGAGAGUUGAGGACCUGGCAAGGAGACCGUGAAGUGACACUAAAUUUGGCUUUAAUUUGGCUAACAUUAGCACAUAAAAUACACACGUUUCCAGCACGACUGCGCUUCUGAAAGUACAUGACAGUGUUUGCACUGAUGAUGUUUUUGAUUUGAAUUAUGUAACAGCAAGUGACCUGAUGCAGUGACAUAACGAUGCCAGCGUAUGUUUUGGUGUGUGUACAGUAUAUGAGGGGGACAGACUACUUUUUGCAAAUUCAUAAAAAAAAAAAAAACUUAAUCCAAGCCAAAGUUGGUGAAAAAUGAGCAUUGCAAUGUGUACGGGUGUACAUUUUUGUUACAUAAUGCGUAAUAAUGUGACACAGUGGAAAGAGCAAAGACCUGAGGGUGCCUGGAUGUAGUAAAAGUGUGCAUCCUGUGCGUCGUACAAGCGGGGAGCGUGCUCGCAGCCAACAGCUGUUUUUCCACUCAUUGCUCUGCAAGGUCAAGGGGUGAAAGGAUAGACUUUUAACAACCUCCUUUCCCACCCGUGCAACCUCUGCCGUACAGCACAACAAGGCCACCGCACAGAUGGCAGAACGGGACCCUCGGGUGGAGGAAGAGCCCAUCAGUGCCACCCUCCCCCCAGCUUUGAACUUGACUCACUGUCCCUACAUUUUUUUCAAUUUGAGACGGGCCGCCUGGCUAUCUGUCUCCGUCAUCUCUCUUCCUCUCUGAAUAUUCUUUGAUGUUUGCAGAGUUUAUUUAUUUCCAUGAGUGACUUUCUGACUGAUGGGCCGGGCUGCAGCGGAGCAGCCGAGCAAUUAUGAAAUGCUGUGGUUAGCCAAGCAUCACAUGUGGAAAAUCAACACCUCGGGGGAAUUUGAUGAAAUUGUACUGCCGGGUGGUGAGGGGUUCAUUUCAAGGGGGCGCCGUGUCAACACCACGAAGCUUAUGAUUUAUAUUUGCUGCUUAAAAAAAAACAUUACAAAACAAAAAAGCUCCUUUUUAUGUGUGGUCGACUCCAACAUGACACGGGCCAGAAUCCGUCAUUUAAGUUACACAAGAAAAAGUUGGUAUGGGAUUUUUUUCCCCAAAAUUUUAGAAAUACAUUUAAACUGGAAAAAAAAAAACACAGCAAAAAUAGAAAAAAAAGCAGUAAUUUUACAAGAAUAAAGUCAGAAUAUUGCAAAAAAAGGUCAUCUUACAGGAAAAAAAACGUUUAUUUUACGAGAAUGAAGUCAGAAUAUUUUUAGGAUGAAACGUCAUUUUUAGAAGCAUAAAGUUGGAAUAUUAAAGAAAAAAUAUAUUAUUUUCUAAAAUCAUAACAUGAUAAAAAAAAAUAAAAAAUUGGGUUAGGAAAAAGCUUAUGCUAUUAGGAGAAUAAAAUCAUAAUAUUCCAAGAAAAAAAUAGUCAUCUUAUGGGAAAAAUUUCAUAAUUUAAUGAGAAUAAAGUUGCCAUAUUGUGAGGAAAAUACAUGUCAUUGUUAGAAGCAUACAACUGGAAUAUGAAAGAAAAAAGACAUUAUUUGCUAAAGCAGUGAUAUUACGACAAACUAAAGCUGAACUAAAAAAACAUUGCAAUUUUUGGAAAAUUAGGCUGUGAAAAAGUUAGAAUAUUAUGACAGUAAAAUCCAAAUAUUACAAGAAAAAAAAUCUUGUGGGCAAAACCAGUUGUAAUAUGAGAAACAAAACAAAACUUUUUUUUUAAAGUUGCAAUUUUUUGGAUAAUUAGGCUGUGAAAAUAAUAAUUUUACAGGAAUAAAGUCAUAACAUGAAGGGAAAAUAAUUUUUAGAAACAAAGUUGAAAUAUUAAAAGAUACGUAUUUGAAAGAAAAAGACUUUAAAAAAUAAAUGUUGCACUAUUAUGAGAAACAAAAAGAGAAAGUUCCAAUUUGUGGAAAAUUACUUUGGGAAAAAGUGAUGAUAUUAGGAGAAUAAAGUUGUACUAUUUUCAGAAAAAAAUCGUAAUUUUCUGAAAAAUGAAGUCAUAAUGUUCUGAGGAAAAAACAUUUAAAAAAUAUUAGAAUAACAUUUCCAAAAUUUGAAACAUAAAAACAAAUGAUAUUUUUAAAAGUCGAAAUAUUGUGAGAAAUAAAGUAAAGAAUAAAAUUGCAAUUGUUGGAAAAUCGGGUUGUACUAUGAGGAGUAAAGUCAUUAUGGGGGAAAAAGUCGUACUACUAUAAGGAAAAACAUUUUUAAAAAACAUAAAGUUGAAAUAAUAAAUAAAUACAUAAGGACUUUAUUUUUUUUGUUGAAAAAGUUGUAAUAUUAUGAGAAGCCAAAGAAUAAUUAAAAAAAAAAUAAAAAAUAGGUUGGGGAAAAGGUAUGGUAUUAAAAGGACAAAGUCAUAAUAUGAUGACAAGUAAGUUCUCACUUUAAGGGAAAAAAGAGUCGUAAUUUUCCGAGAAUAAAGUCGUAGUAUUAUUAUGAUUAAGGAGAUUUUUGAUAUUGAUACUAUGAUUAUUAUAUACUAUGAUUAUUAUUAUUGAUACUAUGAUAUUAUUGAUAUCUAUUUGAUCUUUUGGUUGUUGUGUUUAUCACUGGAUUUGAAAAACAGUAGCAAGCGCUUGCUAAAACUCUGGUGUGGGUUCCGCCUGGGCCUGUGAUGUCGUGACCUUCCGUAUUUUGUUUUUCCUCCACAAGGCGUACUUUAACACGCUAAUUUAUUAUGUCAACUUGCAAAAAAAGUCCAAAAGAGAUUGGAUCUCUCAGGAAGCUGAGAGGUUCCUGCUAAUCUUUGGCCGGAGUUAACGUCCUUGGCUUUUCCUUGGCUCCUAACGCGCUUGCAAAUACCCUGCAAGAAUGUAAAAAGGUGCUUUGAGGGCUUGCGAAACAGGAUUUUGAGGAAACAUGCCUAAAAGGGGAAA